AUGCGCAGCCCCACGAGUACGCGCCUCAGGAUAGCCCACACUAUGGAUCCACUGGCAAAGCAGAUCUUUAAAGGAGUUUUAGUAGCUGAACUUGUGGGCAUUUUUGGAGCAUAUCUUUUGUUCAGAAAGAUGAAUACAAGCCAAGAGUUCAGGCAAACGAUGAGCAAGAAAUUCCCCUUCAUCUUGGAAGUUUGUUGCAAGUCCACUGAACACUAUGGAAUGUACGGAAUCAGAGAGAAAGAUCAAGAAAAGUGGCUGAACAGCAAAAAUUAG
Balaenoptera acutorostrata (minke whale) is the source of this 273-nucleotide messenger RNA. Its product is annotated as protein CEBPZOS-like. The record is from RefSeq and is a predicted model, not a curated record. The transcript has a single exon. NCBI's taxonomy places the organism in Eukaryota, Metazoa, Chordata, Mammalia, Artiodactyla, Balaenopteridae. The coding region runs from base 1 to 273 and encodes 90 amino acids.